This is a messenger RNA of Seriola aureovittata, 6352 nucleotides long. It is a transcript of the gene srebf2, whose product is annotated as sterol regulatory element binding transcription factor 2. Gene Ontology annotation, molecular function: protein dimerization activity; DNA-binding transcription factor activity, RNA polymerase II-specific; RNA polymerase II cis-regulatory region sequence-specific DNA binding. Lineage: Eukaryota; Metazoa; Chordata; Actinopteri; Carangiformes; Carangidae. Gene Ontology annotation, cellular component: nucleus. The record is from RefSeq and is a predicted model, not a curated record. Gene Ontology annotation, biological process: positive regulation of cholesterol storage; positive regulation of transcription by RNA polymerase II. The transcript has 20 exons. Bases 264 to 3794 code for a protein of 1176 amino acids.
AAUGACGUAAUGAACGUAAAACAAGAUGGCGUCGUCUUAAGCAUAAAUCGUUGUGAAUGAGUUUAUCGGACGUGAAAGUCUGCCUCUCUUGAGGCGCUGGUGUCGUUUCGCGGUUGUUCCGGGGGGAAUAACGUAAAUCUUCACGGUCAGACAGGUGUGUUGUUGGCGCCGCUGGACGCCACAGAAAGAGGCCGCGGACGUUGUUAAUUUCCUCCUGCGACCCUCCGGUUACAGCCGGAGAGGGCGAGCUGCGGACGGACAGGAUGGACACCGGGGAGUACAUGGAGACCAUGGACCCGACUUUAGCGGAAUUAGGGGACGAAUUCACCUUGGGAGACAUCGACGAGAUGCUGCAGUUUGUCAGCAACCAGGUGGGGGACUUCCCGGACUUGUUUGAGGACCAGAUGACCCCCGCAGGCUCCCUACAGAGUGGCGUUGCUAGCGUUACCCCGCGUCCCGCCAUUCAAACCCCUCAAACCCCCCAAACUCCCCAGGCACCAACCGCUGUUGCCUACCAGAGCUCCAGCGUUAACCUCGCCGCCUCCCAGACACUGUCUCCCCAGUCUUUACCCCUCACCCCUCCCCUCACUCCCGCCCAGACCCCCUCCCCCGCCACCGCCUCAGCACCGCAGCAGAUGACCCGCAGCCCUCCGCUCCUUCAGCCACGGCCUCAGGUCCAAGCCAUCCAGCCUCAGCCCCAGCAGACGGCUCAGCCUACCAUCCAGAUGCACACCCAGGGGAUCCCCAUGCAGACCCAGAGCUUCCCGGUCCACACCAUAGUUCAGACCCACAGCCAGACGCCCCUUCCCAUCCAGACCCAGGCGGCCCAAACUGUGAUGAUUGCCUCCAACGGCGGGCAGUCACGUUUCAUCCAGAACCCGGUCAUCUGCCAUCAGAGCCCCACUUCUGGUUUCCAAGUCCUCCAACCGCAGAUGCAGAGCAUCAUGACAUCACAGCAGCUCCAGCCGGUGACUUUUCAGCAUCAGCGUGUUCUGACUCCAACAGGUCAAACCAUCCAGACUCUCUCCACAGCCCCGACCACAGUCCACACUGUGCAACAGCAGGUGCAGCAAGUACCGGUUCUGGUCCAGCAGCCUCAGAUUCUGAAGACAGAUUCUCUGGUUCUCACAACACUUAAACCAGACGGCACCCAGGUGCUGUCCACCAUGCAGAGCCCCACAGGGAUCACCACUUUGACCACGCCCAUCCAGAACACAGCCCUGCAAGUCCCGACGCUGAUGAGCAGCAACAUCCUGACCACCGUCCCCGUAGUGAUGGGAGGAGGAGACAAGCUGCCGAUCAAGCAGCUACAGCCAGGCUCCUCCCACUGCGCAAACGGAGCCAGAUCGAACGUCGACCAGGGCCAGAUGACGGCAGGAGGAGUGGGCCCGGGAGGAGUCGUGAAGGAGGGCGAGAGGAGGACGACCCACAACAUCAUUGAGAAGAGGUAUCGGUCCUCCAUCAACGACAAAAUCGUGGAGCUCAGAGACCUGGUGAUGGGCAACGACGCAAAGAUGCAUAAAUCAGGCGUGCUGAGGAAGGCCAUUGACUACAUUAAAUACCUGCAACAGGUCAACCACAAGCUGCGACAGGAGAACCUGGCCCUUAAAAUGGCAAACCAGAAGAACAAGCCGGUGACGCUGUCCGAAGAUGUGGAGCUCAAACAGGAAAUAGUGAUGAUGUCACCUCCAGCCUCGGACUCUGGUUCCGGUUCGCCUCACCAAUUCUCCCCUUACUGUGUCGACUCGGAGCCGGGCAGCCCCUUACUGGAUCACGAUCAGGUGAAGAGUGAGCCAGAUUCUCCCGGCUCUGUUGGAGUGAUGGAUCGCUCUCGACUGCUUCUCUGCGCCCUGACCUUCUUCUGCCUGUCCCUGAACCCGCUGCCGUCUCUCCUGGGCUCCGAAGCCUCAGGGAGCCACGGCCUGUCCACGGGUCACGGUCCAUCCAGAACACUUGUCUGGUUCCCGAGUCACACGCAGGACUUCGCAUCCUGGCUGCGGUGCCUGUUGCCGUGGGUGAUGGUGUGGGUGCUGAGCGGGGUGGGAGCGGUGUGGGGCUGUGUAAGGGUGCUCUAUCUGUGGGAGCCCGUCACACCCCUUCACUCCCCGAAAUCUGUGUCCUUCUGGAGGCAUCGCAAACAAGCCGACCUGCAUCUCAACAGGGGAGAUUACACAGCAGCAAUGGCCAGUUUAGAGACCUGCUUGUCCGUCUUGACCAGGGCUCUUCCAUCAACCACUCUCGACCUGGUUUGCUCACUGUCCUGGAAUCUGAUUCGCUACUGCUUGCAUCGUCCGACUCCCUUGGGUUGGCUGGUUCACCAGGUCAGAGGAAAGCAUGAGGGGGAGGAGGCUAGGACCAGUGCGAAGGACGCAGCGCUGGUUUACCACCGGCUGAGCCAGCUGCAACUCACAGGAAAGCUGCCUCAGCGUAGCAGCCUGUGGGCUUUGUCUCUCUCUCUCAGUGCUGUCAACCUCAGCGAAAGCGCCCAAGGCAAGAUGGCUCCCGCCCAGCUCACCCAGAUCUAUGUCACUGCAGCGACAGCCCUGCGCACCGUGCUGGGCCACCACCUCUCCUGCCUGCCUGGUUACCUGUUGAGCUGUGCGGAGAGUGUGGCCAGCCAAUCAGACACCAAGCCCAUCCCUGACUGCCUGCGUUGGCUCUUCACUCCAUUGGGCAGGCAGUUCUUCCUGAGCUGUGAUUGGUCAGUGAAGUCGGAGAGCAGCGACGGCGUGUACACUUCUCAGAGAGACUCAGCUGACCCCAUCGCCCAGCUGCACCGCUGUUUCUGCAGGAAGCUCUUGGAGAGAGCCGUUCACACCCUCAUCCAGCCGCAGAGCGACUCUGACGCAGGCAAACGCAAGAACGACUCUGGGGAGUUUUCCAGUGCCCUGGAGUUCCUCCAGUUGUUGAACAGCUGCACAGAGGACUCUCCUUCCCCUCCUCCUCCCUUCUCGACUCCUCCCAAUCACACCACCACUCCAGUGGGCGACCCAGUGAGUCGCUGGUGGGCUUUGGUCCUGAAGGCCGCCGUGCAUUGGCUGCAGGGCGAUGAUGUCGCAGUGAGGUCACUGUUGGCGGAGGCGGAGCGGAUGCCGAGGGCUCUACACACUCUUGACCACCCUCUUCCUAAAGCUGUGCUGCUGCUUUGCAAAGCGGUUCAGAUGAGUCUGUCGCCUCUGAAGGGAGAAGGAGCAGUAGCCUGCCUGUCCCACUGCGACAGAGCCAGCAGCUACCUGCGCUCCAGCAUCUCGGUGCCGCUCACCCAGUCCGGGAACUGGCUGAACAAGGGGGUGGAGCUCCUGGUCUGUGACCUUCUGCUGACCUUGAGGACCAGUUUAUGGCAGCGGGGGGGCAGCAGUAAUGGAGAACCUGGCCCGGCACCUGGGUCCCAGUUGGCCGGUUUCCAGAGGGACCUCAGUGCGCUGAGAAAGCUCACACAGUGCCACAGACAGGCGCAACACAAGGUGUUUCUUCAUGAGACCACAGUGAGGCUGAUGGCGGGAGCCAGUCCCACGAGGACACACCAGCUGCUGGAGCACAACCUCCGACGCAGGACACACAGCUCCUACACAGCUGAAGGUGAGUGUGUCGUGGGCGAGAGGGAGAGAGCUCAUGCCAUCCUGCUGGCGUGCCGCCACCUGCCCAUGCCGCUGCUAACCCCGCCCGGGCACCGGGCGCGCCUGCUGGCCGAGGCCAAGCGUACCCUGGAGCGGGUGGGAGACCGCCGGUCCCUGCAGGACUGUCAGCAGAUUUUGCUGCGCCUCAGUGGAGGCACAACCAUCGCAGCCUCCUGAACACACACACACACACACACACACACACACACACACACACACACAGUGCGAGAACAAACACACAGAUUAGGGCUACUCGCAAUACUCUGAAAAAAAAUUAACUGAUUUUCCACAAUACUUAAAAAGAUGUUAACCACACUCAUUCACCAACAACGUUUAAUUCUGUAACUGUCGCCUGUUCACGCCCUCGUACUGAUCCAGGGCCGUGAACAUGGACUUUAAUCCAAACCGGCACACGUCUCACACACACGCCUGAUUUUUAACUGUCACAGCUACAUCUAACUCUCAGCCCUGUAUCCACACCCAUCUGAACACAUGAAGGCUACACGUUUUGAUGCUUAGUUGCAUUGUUGCAGCACAAUCAUGCCCCCUACUGGCCAUUAAUGUACCAUGCUGGCUAACUGCCUUGUUUUAAACAAUGCUAAACAACAAGGAAAAUCAGGUUAAAUAGGCCCCAAAGGGAAAAGGGACCAUUAUCUCCUAACUGUUUAAAUUAAUGCAAUGCAGCAGUGCAUUGAUUAGAUGUAGGAUGCCAAGCUGUACAAUCAUUUUCAGUGCACAGUAAUAUGAGUGCUACAAUAACCGUGUAAUGUCUUGAUAAACUUGCAAGCUUCAACUAAGGGCUUUAGGGUAUUCAAGAGUAGACAGCCGAGAUCUGCUGAGCACGGCUGUUCUGGAAGAUGCAGACAGAGAGUAGCGCGCUUUUAACUGUACAGUGCAGAGUAGUGUCUCUCCUUAUCUACCUCAUACGCUGUACAAUGCCAGCAUUGUACUGUGGAGCAAAAUAGGAUACUUAAGCACCAUGUCAGUUAAUCCCGAAUUCGAAAGUGACCGUUUGAAGUGAUGCUUCGAUCCAGUGCGGCGUCAUUCUAAUGAAAAACCUUCCUGAGCUGCUUCAGUUAGACUUCAGGAUACAGCAGCGCGGCACUGAAGGAAUGUGACAGCUACUGCUGACAUGUUCCUCACUAUUAAGACACAGGGAAGAAAUUAUUGGAUAGGCGGAACAUCUAAAUAGCAGAGGGAAGCAGUCAAUCAUGGGCUGAUAAGAAAAUGCCCACCGAGACACACACACACACAUUCACACAAACUCAUAUAUGCUAAUGGUCAAAAGUUUUCGAACACCUCAGUUUUUCCAGCUGUUAUUUAAAUUUACAUGAAUCAUUGUUUCUGAAAUGAAAGCGAAGAACAAGGAAUCGGCUCGUUGAAACUAAAAUUAAUGAGAGAUUUUGAGUCAUCCAGCGGCCGAACGCACUCAUGACGUUCUUCCUUCAGUGGAAAUUAAACUUUGUUUGGAAAGUUCAUCCCAACGCUGAAGCAGAAGAUCCAACGAACGUGUAGCAGUUGUAGUUUAUUUUGCCUGGAAACCUGGAAGAAUGGGGGUGUUGUAAAACCUUUGACCGGUAGUGUACAUAUUAAAUUAAUUACAUAUGAACUCACAAUGUGGUUGUAUAUAGGUUGUACAUAGGCAGAUAAACAGAAGUAGAAUAAGCAGGAAGUUCUUACCUACGGUUUGAGAGAAGACACACGUAAAGGAAAGCACUGUAAGAUGUAAAAUGUGGCUCGUAGCGGUCAGACUGACCAGGAGAGCAAAGUCAGCUGAAUGUGUUAUUCCGCCCAAAAAAUCCUUUUACCGUCAAACACUCACCUGCUGUAAACUUGCAAGGUGGUCACUGAUGGAGAACGGCAGCUUGAAUUCAUGAUGGACUCGACUGUCCAACUGUGAAAUCCGCCUUUUCAAGCUCACAGGUAGUGAGUGAAUGAUGCUCAAAGGGGUUUUGGGUGGUGUUUCACCUUGUGGUGUCAAAUUUCAGUGAAGAUUGUGAGAAAUGUGAGAAAUAGUAUUUCUUGGAAGCGAUGUCCACAUAUAAUGUAAAGCUCUCAAGCGAAAUGGCCUUGAUGUUAUGUAAAAAAAAAAAGAAAAAGAAAAAAAGAUUAUGUUUCAUCAUAUUUGGAUUGAUGGAGUUUUAGCUUUGUGAAAUCUUUGUCCACUUUGCUUUUUUUGUCAGUCCUAUUUUCUGUGCUCCGAUUAUCUUAUUUAAUGGUCAUGUAAUAUUAAUAUAAAUGCAUUUUUUUGGGUGGGAAGGGAGCAGUUUUGCAAUUCUAUCAUUGUUUUAUGUUUGUAAAAGCAGCCUAGGGUCAGAAACUGUCAGAGGGAGAAUCUCUAAUAGGAAAAUGUUGUGUGUUUUAUUGGUGAAGAAAAGCCCAUGUUUAAACAAUUAGCAUGAUAUUCUAGGAUAACUCUUGUCUUUGGUACAUGCUGCAAUUUCUUUGUUGUUUGAAACACACUUAUGCUAUUAGAAAUUUCCAGAACUCUGUCUUCCAGGUCAACUUAAGCUGUCACAAUAAGUAAUGUAAGGAGUCCUGAAAAUACUUAUGUAUAUUUAGAUAUAGCUUUCCUGACUGGUAAGGGUGUGCAAAGUAACGCUCAACCAGCCACUGGCAGGCUGGAGUUUUUGCUAUCAAAAUUAUGUUAUUUGCCUCUUCCCCUUGAUGUAUUUUAUUGUCUGAAUUCUGUUCAUUUUGAUGUUUGUUUUAUAAUAAAACAACACAUGAUAGUG